CACCGCCAUGGUGCUCGCUCUCCAGAUGCAGUUGUCAUGGAGAUGGAAAAGCUCUCGGCUAGUGGCACCGUUACCAUGGAAAUCCCCAUCACAGCAGCAGCAGCAGCCUCAUCGGAGGAGGAGAGCGUUCAGCACCAUGGACAGCACCGCUCCGCGUUCCAGCACAGAAACCACCGCAUGCUGAUCGUGAUCGGAGAGAUUUCCACCAGCCAUCACCUCGACGCCGCCAGGAAACAGAUCACAGAAGGUUUGCGUUCCUGGAACGUUGAUCUGACUGUUUGUGACCUGAACAAAGAGCUGCAGCUGUUUGAGACCAGACACACCGCGCAGUUUUCUUCACAGGUCAAAGGUCAGCGGAUUCUCCAGUAUCAGAGUGAUGUCCUGGAGACAGUGGUGUUGGUGAACCCAUCAGAGGAGACCGCAGCCUCAGAAAUUCGCUCUCUAAUCACCGAUUUUGCCGGGAAUAAGUUGCUGAUACUGAGCGGCCAGAGCUCUGAGCAGGGAGGCGACAUCCUACUGCAAGCUGGAGCCUUCACCUGGCAGCACUUCUCCGACAUCAUCUCCAACCCUCAAGUAAUUGAACACCUGUCGAAGGCCUCUUCAGAGCAGCCAUCCAGGCUUACUGUUUCCUGUCAGGGAGACGGGGGCUGGAGCUCCCUUGGCCAAAGCCAGGAGCAGCAGUCAUUUCAAAAUCUUCUGGAAUACCGCUUGAAUCCCGAACCUCACCUCCCCGACAUGGACGGAGUCACGGAGUUCACCGAGUAUGUCUCAGAGACGGUUGAUGUGCCGUCGUCCUUUGACCUCCUGGAGCCCCCGACCUCUGGAGGUUUUCUGAAGCUGUCCAAACCCUGCUGCUACAUCUUCCCUGGAGGCCGAGGAGACUCCGCUCUGUUUGCCGUCAACGGAUUCAACAUCCUGGUGGAUGGAGGGUCUGAUCGGAAGUCUUGCUUCUGGAAGCUGGUUCGCCACCUGGACAGGAUCGACUCCGUUCUGCUCACCCAUAUUGGUGCAGACAACCUCCCAGGCAUCAAUGGGUUGUUCCAGAGGAAGAUUGCAGAGCAAGAAGAGGGGCGUAACCAAGGAAGUGGAUCCAGCAGCAACGGCGAAUGGAUGAAGAACCAGAUCUCUCCUGAGCUUGGGAUUGUGUUUUUCAACGUCCCAGAGAAGCUUCGAAUGCCUGAGUCCACGCUGAAAGUGAAGCGCAGCAUUGAGGAGGCAUCUCUUACCUUGCAGUACCUCAACAAGCUCGGUAUCACACCAGAGCCUCUUCACAGGGUAGUCACCAACACUAUUGAACCCAUUACACUAUUCCACAAACUUGGUGUGGGAAAGUUAGACAUGUACGUCUUAAACCCUGUAAAGGAGAGCAAAGAGAUGCAGUUUCUAAUGCAGAAAUGGGCUGGGAACAGCAAAGCCAAGACAGGGAUUACGAUGGCCAAUGGAAAAGAAGGAGAAAUAUCUGUUCCCUAUUUGACAUCAGUUACCGCUCUUAUUGUUUGGCUUCCUCACCGUCCAACAGAAAAGAUAGUUAGGGUGCUCUUCCCUGGAAAUGCACCGCAGAAUAAAAUCUUCGAGGGCCUUGAGAAACUGAAACACCUUGACUUCCUGCGAUACCCUGUGGCUACUCAAAAAGACAUAUCAUCUGGUGCCCCUCCUCCCAUUAUCAAACAGACAAAAAUGAGAUCAAGAACUGACAGCAAAGAGAGUCUCAAGUCUUCACCGAAACCACACCCUAAAACAACAAAGAAAGAAGCCAGUGGACAUGACGAAGAGUCCAAGAGUGAAAUCACGAAAGAGAAUAAAGUGGAAAAGAAGGAAGAGAAGAAACUCAAAAGUCUAAAAGCCACCAAGCAACAGAAGAACAGUGAGGUGGCCCCUGUGGCAGGCAAGACGGAGAAAAAGAAAAUAUCCAAGGAUACAACUGUCAAGAAUGAAAAAGCGUCCAAAAUGGACGAAAAGAAAGACAAAGAGAAAAAAGAAAUCAAGAAAGAGAAACGUGAAGUAAAGAAAGAUGAAAAUAUAAGAAAAGAAGAGAAAAAGGAAAGUAAAGCCAAGGAGAAUAAAAAGAAGGACCCAAGUAAACCGGAGCUGAGAAAAAUCACUAAACCUGACCUGAAGCCGCUCACCCCUGAAGUGAGAAAAACUCUGCAUAAGGCUAAGACUCAGGCUAAGCCCAAGACUGACAAAAACAAAGCAGUGAAAGAGGAAGCGCAUGAGAAAAAGCCAGUCCCAAAGAACAUCCCAGAGGAGAUCGCAGCAGCAGCUUUGGCUGACAGGUCCAUUGUUUCCUCCCCAGAGGACCUCACUGAGGACUUUGAGGCUCUGAAACAAGAAGAUCAGUCCAAAGUUAAGACUGAGCCAAUCCAGAAUGAUGUGAUGUUUGGGCAUUCACUCCAUACAGAUACUAAAGUCCCGUCUUUAGUUUUCAGUGAUGAGAAAGUCACAUCACCAGCUACUGAUACAAAAUCGGCUUCGCCCAAAUCCCCUGUUGAACAGAUAGAAGACAACAAAGACAAAGGCGCUUCGGUACGCAUUGCAGCCGCUGAAAAGAAGGAAGUGAGUGAUAUCUUUGACAAGAAGUACGAAGAGGAGAAAAUGGAGAAAUAUAACAAAUAUCCUGCAAAGGACGACAUAAGAGACAGAUCGAAGAAGAGCGACAGCUCAGAGGAGGAGGGUGAUGUCAUUGAAAAAGCUGACCUUGAAGGAACGGAAGACGAUGAGGUCCUGAAAUAUAAAACAGAGGAGGCAAAAAGGGAAAAAACUGGAAAGGAGUGGGACACCAAGCCAGCUGACCCAAAACCUCCAUCAACCACAGCCCUGUCAAGUCAAGUAGCAGCCUCCGCCUCAGAGCAGUUCUCCUUCAUCCAAGACGAAACCAUCCCCGGCUACUCCGAGACUGAGCAGACCAUCUCUGAUGAGGAGAUCCAUGAGGAACCAGAAGAUAGGAUCCCACAGCUGCGCUACGAUGUGGGCUCCUAUGACAUCUCUGUCCCUGACAUCCCCGGUACCUUUGACUCCAUGCACGGUAUAAAAGAGAUGAAGUACUCCGCCGUGUCUGACGUCAAACCCAAAGCCUUCAUGGGAGGUCACGAGCCUGAACUUGCACCAUACCCCGCCAUCAUUGCCGCUCCUCUUGCAGAGGAGGAGCACAUCUCCUCGGCGACCUCCAUCACAGAAUACGACAAACUGUCGUCCUUUGCCACGUCUGUAGCCGAGGACCAGUCGAUAGCCUCUGUGACGGCGCCUCAGACCGAGGAAGCUGGGAAGAACUCUCUCCUGCUGGACCCCAUCAACAGUAUCCCCUUGCGCGCUGAGGCCACCCAGGGGAAGGACUAUCUCAACUCAGCGGGAACCAUUUCACCCACCUCCUCUCUGGAGGACGACAAGUGCUUCAAGUCCCCUUCCUCUGAUGAGUACCAGCCCAACAUUCCUGAGAUGGAAGGUGAUGCAAAGAUCAAAUCGGUCCACGAAGAAGAAGACGACGAGGAGGACGAGGAUCAGACUCCUAAUGUCGAUAUUCCUCUGGGUAAACUCCAAGAGGGCUACGAACAUGCAGCCUUCAUGAUGCUUCAGGAGAAGCAGAAAUCUCCUUCUGCCACUUUUUCUCCUCCUCUCUUUUCUACCAUGCAGUACUCUCCCACACAGGCUGUCAAAGAAAACCAGUCUCUCUUUAGCUCAGAGGGGUUUAAGACUGAUAUAAAGCCUAUUUCACCCCCUCCGUCUUUCUCCCCUGGGUUAGAAUUAGAGUCCCACAGGCAGGACAGUGAGGAAAGAUGUCUAAGUCCAGAUGACAGCACCAUGAAACUGGCCUCACCCACACAGUCUGUGCCGACAAGCAGUGGCUACUCUCCGACAGAAGAGAAACCCUUUAAGACAGAAGACAAAGAUGAAGCAGCGAUAGAUUUUAAAUCAGCCAUCGUCUCAGACAGUACCGCAUUUAUCGGUGACAAGACAGCGUCUGACAAGUCCGAUGAAUCCAGUGAAGACAAUGAGGAGGAAGAUGACUCUUACACCAAAAAGAAUCUACAGCCCACUGUUAAGGCCAAGCUUAUGGAGGCAAAAGAGGGGUGCUUCUUGGAUGACGACUUCGCCUCUGAGGCAAAAUCUUCAAAGAUAGAAACAGAAGUCAAGAGCUCCGACAAGACACAAGUGUCUUUCAGCACAGAGAUACCGAAACCUCAAGUGAUGUACUCAGAUGAAGAUGAAAAAGAUGAUGAUUUCCAUAGUGGGGAAGGGUCCCAUAAGCCCUUAUCAACAGAUCAAAGUAAAGUAGACUUAGAAAAGGAAAGCGCAGAGGAAACAGAUGUCGCUUUAAAGGAGCACGAGAAAAGUGUUCAUUUCAGUCUCUAUAAUUUUCCAGAGAAGGCGAGCAAAGAAAAGGCGGUGUAUAUAAGACAGGACACGCCCUAUGUGCAUGGCAAAACGUUCUCUUACAGUGACAUUUACGGCUCAGUGGACUCAGAUUCAUAUCGUCAGGAGUCUGUAGAUAAAGUGGAGAAGAACACUGCAAAAGGUGGAGUGGAUUCGCAGAAACCAGAGCCCCCGGCCCCGGUAACAGCCACGGACAAGAUGUCAGAGAAGGAGGGAUUUACCGUCUCUUAUGAAAAAGAGUCCUCCGCCUCACCGUGGCUCGACUCAAAGAGCACUUCUGCUAUACCUCCAUUUGAAGAGGUCCAAAGAGAGGAGGCAUUUAAAUACAACACAAGUUGCCGAUUCCCUUCAGUGGCUGAUAGACCCGAGUCCUCGUCCACUUCUUUGUCACCAGAAAAAGACGAUUCCUUUAAAAGCCACACUGACGGCACGAAGCCCCCGAAGUAUUCCUCGAUGACAGCGUUUGAUGAUGCUGGCGCAGGCUAUGGUGAGAAAGGAGGGUGUUUGGAGGUGGACAUGCGAAAACUGACAGCAAGGGAUGAGGAGGACUAUGAUGACGAUGUUGUCGAUGAAGACUAUGAUGACGACGAAGACGAAGAUGAUGAGGAGGACAACGGCGAGGGUGCGGUUGAUUCCGACAUGGAGAAAGGCGCCAAAGAGAAGUCCGAGAAGGAAGUAAAAAGUCCAAUCAGUGAAAUGUUUGGCUCAAAGAGGCCUGAAUUUAUGGUUUCUAUGGCUGGAUACGGCUACAACAGCCAGGGGAAGCCGAGCAGCUCUAGCUUGCUCACAAAGACCGAACACGAAGCGAAGAUUGACUCUUCAUCCUUCAGCGGAAAGCCAACAGAUUUAGGAGCUACAGGUUUCUCUGGCUACUCCUCAGGGUUUGAGUGCUCAUAUGGGAGUGGUGAGAAAGACUCAUUUUAUUCAAGUCAGACCACAGACAAAGGUAAAGAGGAUUUCACUUUGAAAUCAACAGAGGACAGUUAUUACGAGAAUCAAAAAGCUGAUGCUGAUAUUGACAAACAGAAAACACCAGACCUUCUGAGUAAGACAUCACUGGACACAAGCUUUCAGUACACGACCACCGCUGCCCCUGGGUACUCUUCGUCUUCGGCCUAUAGCUACUCCUCGUCCACCUCUGGCUCCCUCUCCACCAGCCGUCAGUUCGGAGAGGAGCUGGAGACGCCCGCCGAGCCUCUCUUUGAGUACUCCUCCUUUAAAGAUGAACAGGUCAUGGACUCUUCCUUCUCCGGCUCCGCUGGCGCCAAAGACGACUAUCUAGAAGUGUCCGAGAAACAGUUUAAAGCUACAACUGCGGCCGAGUCCACCUCCAGUUUAGCUCGUUUCUCACCCCUCAGCCCAUUUCAGGAGGUCAAGUCCUUCCCCUCACUAUCGUCCGCUGCCUUUGCAGAAGACAAGAAGGAGCAAAAGACCAUAUCAGAUGGAGUCACGGACAAAGGCCCUCAAUCGGACUGCUUCUAUAAGCCUGAAUGGUCUAAAGGGUCCAAGCUUGACACGGCUGUUGGGUUUGGGGCCUCAGCAGGACCGUUUGCUCAACAUUCAGAGAUCUCCAAAGACAAAGAGGCGGCCAGUGCCGCCCUGUUCGGUGUUACUUCCUCACCGCGCCCUGACAUAGAAGGCAAACAUUACUUUGAGGAGACGGACAGCAGCGAGGAAGAGGAUGAGGAGGCUUACAUGCGUGAGAUGACUCGGAGGUCGCCCUCCGGCGGCCUGGCUGGUAGCCUCUCAUUUUCUGACAAGCCUGUCGCUCCAGCUGCCAGUGAAAAGACAGCUGGUGCUCUCCCCGAUGUUCUCGGCUCCUAUAUGUCCUCGCCUCUCCAGGCCAACAAGUCUGACACAGUCAACGGCCCCACGGAGGUCGGCGCAAGCGCCACCUCGAUGCCUGCUAGUGCAGCAGCCAGUGGUGCAUCUUCAGGCCAAGCCAAGGUGGAGCCCAGAGAGGCAGCAGCAGCUUACAGGAGCUCUUUUGAGUGGGAGAUGUCAAAGUCCCAGAUGGGGAUGGUGCCCGGAGACUCCCCUCCCCAUUACCGUCACGAUGAUGAGUUCGAAGAGGCGUGUGAGAUGGAGCCAGAGCACCCGGCCCGCCCGCUGUCUCUCUCUACAACCGAUCAGCCAUUUCGCUCUCCGUUCUACGCCGAGGAGUGCAGCCGAGGAGGGCAGGACGAUGAGGAUGACGACGACGACAGUGAUCAGGAUCUUGCUGGUGAUGUGCCCAUGGGAGCCACCUCCUCAUACGGCAGUCGCAGCUCUCCUGGGUAUUCCUCCUCCGAGUACAGGCAGCCCAAACAGGACCUCUCGCCAUCCUUCAUCAACCCGUGCAUGCGGAAAUUAUCCAGCGACGACGACGAUGAGGAGCGUGAACGCAGAAGUGAUCAAUCGCAAGAGGCCGAUGGGCACGAUCUUUCAGUCAAGAGAAGGGCUCACAAGCAGCCCCAUCAUCACAGCGGCUCUCUGCACCAAGCCGGCGGUACGUUGCCAGUGCUGGGUCUGGCCACAGAGGACACACCGCCCACCUCAGUCAGCGAGUCUUCAGCCUCUCAGUCAGACUCCGAUGUCCCUCCAGGCACCGAGGAGUUCCCCUUGGUCACCGGCGAGGGCAACAUGGACUCAGAUGAGGAUGCAGACUACAUGCCCGUUGAUAAAUUAUCCGCCACGGGAGGAGGCAACCAUCAUUCCUCUGGGAGGACCAACGACCCUCCUCCUGCUCCCCUCGUGGACCCCUACCCUCACCCACCACGCCCGGAUGUUUGCAUGGUGGAUCCCGACUCCCUGGAUAACGGCGUAGUUAAGAAGGAGCCAAAAGCCAAGGGCUUAAAGAAGACUUCCGGGAAAACCAAAUCAGCAUCUCCGGCCAGGCGCAAGAGGUCUCCCAUGCCUGUCAAACAGAUGCCGUCUCCUCGCAGCGCUUCGCUGAAGAAGAAGGAGGCAGACAAGAGCUCUCGUAUGUCUCGUCUGUCGGACGGACAGGGCUCCAAAGACGAUGACCUCUCCAGGUCGAGCUACAACCCCGGCAAGACGCUGACGAAUGGUGUCAAGAGCAGUUCAGGUUCUCAGAAGUCCGGGUCUGCAGGUGCUCCUGGCCUUCCUAUUUAUGUGGACUUGGCCUACAUUCCCAACCACUGCAGUGCCAAGAACGUGGACCAAGAGUUUUUCAAACGCGUUCGCUCUGCGUACUAUGUGGUCAGCGGGAACGACGCGGCGAGCGGCGAACCCGGCCGAGGAGUCCUCGAUGCACUGCUGGACGGCAAAGCUCAGUGGGGAUCGAACCUACAGGUGACGCUGAUCCCGACCCACGACACGGAGGUGACCCGCGACUGGUACCAGCAGACCCACGAGAGGCAGCAGGAGCUCAACAUCAUGGUCCUGGCCUCCAGCAGCACCGUCGUCAUGCAGGACGAGUCUUUCCCCGCCUGCAAGAUCGAGUUUUAAAACCCCCCGGUUUCCUCUCGCUCCCCUCCUCAGCGUAGAUCUGGAUUUUAAUUGCUCUUCUCUAUAGCCUGAUAUGAUAAUCUGCCUCUGCUUUGGGCUCUGAGCGAAAGCAGAAACAGACCUGGAUAACAGUCUAUGUUUUUCUAGAUUUUUAUUCAUUGAUAAGCUUGUCGUGGCUAUCACCACUUAUAUUACAACGGUAGUUUUCUGACAACUAUGUCCUCCACUACAUUAUUAUUUCUGUUUUGUUUUUUUUGUUUGUUCCCCAACUUUGAGACAAUGAGUCUUUGUUUAUUGAGACAAAAUGCCCGUUGAAAAAAAUAAGGAUAGGAAAAAAACAUGAAAUGAAUGUUUGGUUGCUUGUCUUCAAAUUGGCCGAAAUCAGAGCACAAGUUUGCGUACUUUAAAGCCGGCAACAAAGUUAUUUUCUUCCACUGAAUCCCAAACAAAUUUGAAUACCUUUGCUGAUAGAUAAAUCAUCAUUACAGGCUAAAUGUGACCAGCUUUACUUAACUCUCCUCUAUUUUCUGUCUUUCUUCCAAAACAAUGACAGUCCCAGUGUUGAACUUUGUGCCUCCUACUGAAAUAGUACAAUAGAAAAUAUGUCGUUUACAGUAUAUUUGCCGUAGCAUAGGGAAGACCAUAUUCACAAAUCUGUCUUGUAGUGAGUUAUGAUAUUUCUACGGUUAUUUAAAAUCGAAAAAUCAAUCGUUGCAGUAGGAGUUUCUCGGUGGCUGUUAUUUCUUACAGUGGAUUCGACGAAUAUGUUUCUCUCUGUAAUUGUUAGUAGUCUUCAAUGUAUUUUUUCAGUGUAUUUCCUGUUAACGUAUUGUUGCAGAGGAUCUUGAGGAGAACUGAAGGCGGUGAUCCAAGUAACAAAAUCAUCAUUCCCGAUCUUUGGACUCUACCCCGUUUAUAUAUCUUUACAUACAGAACAGCACUCAACAAAUCGACAAACCUCACAUCAGUUGCUGCGUCUCAAAAGAUCUUUGUACAAAACGCUGCGUUGAAGAACGAAGAAUGUAUUCCACUACGACAAUAGGAGCAUGUGGCUGCGAGGAGAGGUUUGUGUUUGCGGUUGAGAGGUUAGACUGUCACCCACAUGUGCCUUUUUGUCCCGCUGUGCUGGAAGGGAGAUGGUUUGGAAGGUUCUCGGCGAGCUGGCCUCCUCUGUUGUUGUGCGAGUCUUGUCGGUGAGAACGUCGGUGCACAAGAAAAAUAAAAAAUAAAAAUAGUUGUACAUAUAUUGAGCAUAAAAAUGGCACUUUUAAACUAUUUCAGACGUAGUGUUUUAGAAUUCCAGGAGCUGCCACUCUGAGAAGCACAAACAGUAACCAUUGUGCAGAAACUUAAAUUUAGCAACAUAAAAACAAUUACAGCUGUGCCGUUUUCUUCUGGUUACUGUUAAAUAUCAUUUGCAAACAUAUAUUUUGAAGCCACCUCAUGUUUUUAGCCAUUUCUUUAAUUUUAGUGGUUAACCAGUGGACGUUUUAAAGUAAGACUUUUAUUAUGCGUAGACAUGCUUUUAAUUUGAUAUUAAUAUAUAUUUUGAUAAGUACUUUGAAGAGAUUUUAACCAGGAACAAAACAAACCUACACACUGGACCAAAACACCUCACCAGGGUUGCUAUUUUAUGAUCCGCAGUAAAAAAAAAAACAACUCCAGAUAUUCUUCUGUAUGAUAUUUUACUCGACUGCGAUGCAUGCGCAACAGAUUGCAUGUACAUAAAAAAAAGAUUUAAUAUUAAAGCAGGAGGGCUGCAGGGAGCCACGACGACCUCAGCGGCUCCAGUUGAUUUGAAUGUGAAGAUGCAGAUUUACCUUUACGUUCUCCGUGGAGGACUUUGAUCUCCUGGUGGCCUUGGUACAUCCGACUGUCGCGGCCGGCGAUGCAUCUCGACUCUGUGCAGGGAGGGAAAACUUAAAACCCCCAACACAGUUUCGUUCUUCGGAUGACCGUUUGACAGAAUCCUUACAGACAGCGAAGAGACGACGCUGACGUUGAGCUCCGUUGUUCCUGUUAAGCCACUCUGUCAGCUGCAUUCCUAUACUGCACCACUGUAAAGGCCAAUAACAACUCACAUAUGAGCAGACCACUCAGAACCCAGACUGCCAGACACUCACGUCAAAACAUUUUUAUCUAGAGAAGAUUUCCUAUUAUUCACUCUUUUCCAGACAAAGCUUAACACUCACACACACACUCAUAACCGCUGCAUUUUCGUAUUGUGCAAAACAAAAUAAAAAAAGAGUUAAAAACUAAAUAUCUGUGGCGUUCAGCCGUGAAACAAAUCAUCAUAAGGACUGUUGGUUUUCAGUGAGCCCUGCUUGUACGUGCAUGUGUACCUUUUUGAGUUCUCCUGUAUUGUAAUAGAUGAAGAAAAACAUGACUUAACAUAGAACUGCUAAUUUAAAAGAUGCAUAUUUAAGACGCUAAACUGUGCGGUACUGAGGAGGCACGUGUAACCUGGCUGUGCUGUGCUGUAAAGAAAGCCUCGUGAUCGUGUUGUUUUUAUUUUCCUCCUUUCUGCUUCAUGGUUCUACUUUGAUCUCUUGUUUUUAAGUGCAAUAUUCUCUUUAUCGCUCUUUAAAUGCUUACAAAAGGUAAAAUAAAAAACAGAUUUAUUGUUAAAACGGGAACAAGUGUGGUGAAGACCAAUAAAAACAUCAUUUACUGAAGAAA
Molecule: messenger RNA, 10500 nt
Organism: Anarrhichthys ocellatus (wolf-eel)
Lineage: Eukaryota; Metazoa; Chordata; Actinopteri; Perciformes; Anarhichadidae
Gene: map1aa
Product: microtubule-associated protein 1Aa
Exons: 7
Coding region: 37-7821 (2594 amino acids)
Biological process (GO): dendrite development; axonogenesis; microtubule cytoskeleton organization
Cellular component (GO): microtubule; microtubule associated complex; synapse
Molecular function (GO): actin binding; microtubule binding
Source: RefSeq, a predicted model, not a curated record